This is a messenger RNA of Coregonus sp. 'balchen', 16581 nucleotides long. The record is from the annotation of a GenBank genome assembly. Lineage: Eukaryota; Metazoa; Chordata; Actinopteri; Salmoniformes; Salmonidae.
GCAGAAAAUGACCUCUCAACGGAAGCUGUUGUGGCUGGUAUAGUGAGCACCAGCUGCAGUAACUUUGUCACCUUGGCAGCAGUCCGUGUCAGGUCUGGAAGAAAAAACUGAGGAGCUGCCCAUGUGAUUUGUCCCGUAUAAUUUGUGAACUGUACAAUCCGACAAGAUCCGUCUAACUAAAUCAAAGUACGUGGCAAAUUUUGACAGGCUCUCGUUUGCUGGCGUCAAACUUUUGUGACAUUGUUUUGAUUUUUUUGCAGUCCUCUAAGCGAAGGAAAUUAAAUUCACUAAAGUGGUCAAAUUUGGCUCUCAUCUGAACAUUGAUAUUGUCCAGUAUGUAGUAGUAGAUUCGCCCCCUCUCUACUGAUCGGCUGUUUACUACGAGUUUCGCUUUCUGCCAGGCCCAGGUCAUUGCAUUUCUGCUUGAAUCGCUCAUAGAAACUGUCAAAGUCUUGUCGCUGACGUUCCAGUGCUUUCAUUGUGUCGCUGUUAUGGGUACGGCAGAAACCAAUAUCCAUCUUUUUGUUCUGCAGAACACGGAAGAGCGCGCCAGAUUCAUCGAAAAUUCCAUCGGCCAUGAGCAAAAAGCAAACACGGUGGCGGUCUCUAAAUGGGUUGCUAACUGUUCAUUUUUUUUCAGUAAAGUGUUAAGGCAUGUAAUAGUUCCACAUAGUUGCCCCUGGGCAUGUUUGAUGAGCUGGCACUCUCAUCGUUGCCACGAAAUGCCAACUCCUGUUUAGGUAGCAUGUAGCAUUAAUUAGCUAGGUCUUUCAAAAUCUCACGGUUCUCUUUUUCCUUUGCAUUGUGCAUGCUGAUGUUCAAUCUCUUGUUGUUCAUUCAAUGCCAGAUCUAUCCGUGAGCUACCAAAUCUCUUAAGAGCUACCUGGCUUUGGAUGUGAGACACAUAUUUCUCAUGCUUGUUGAGUGCUAUAGGCAAGUUGUUAAAGUCACAGUAACCGGCUCUUGUCCACACGCUGUUGCUGGUGGAGACCAGCAGGCAGGGGAAGCAGUAGAGUUGGCUGCUAGCAGCGUAGCCACAGAGCCAGUUUUUCCGUUGAUACCACUCAGAUUGAAAUGAUUGUGUUAUUUUCUGUCCCUUCUUUUGAUGUAGGUCCCUAAGCUCAUGUGUUGGUCUUCCAUCCCGUAUCACCCCCUGUUUCGCUAGAAAAUCCAACAUUGAAAGCUGUUUCAGAUGCACUAUGUUAGCCAUCCUGAUCAGCUUAUCUUUGCUAGCAGUAAAACGAAUAUAACCGCAAAAUGAGGCAGAUGACGUCCAUCGGGAGGAGCCUAUCUUUCUGCCUAUCCAUUACUUUUUUCAUGCCAAUACACAUGCACAUUUAUUAUGCGUGCAAUGAAAAUGAAUGGGAGAUAGGAAGGAUAGCCAGGGAGGAUAGAACAUUCCAAAAACAAUUGAUAGAGACCAAGUUUUUGUACAUUUUGACCGCAAGGAAAUAUAAUUUCAAGUGCCUCGGUGAUGAUCGAAUGCGGCACGUGGGGGAAAUGGGUUUGACACUCCUGCUCUACGGUGUCUCUUGCUUUCUCCCUGUAGUUCUGUCUAUCAUGUUGUCCCCCUUUCUCGCUACUAACUCCUACCUUAUAAUAAUCAAACACAUACUCUUUCUCUCUUCUGUGUUCCUCGCUUCCAGUUGGGACGACAGCAGCUCGGUGAGCAGUGGGAUCAGUGACACCAUCGACACAGAUUACAUCAACACCAGCUCCUCAAUCAGCUCCUAUGUCAACACUCCGUCCAUCUCCUGCAAGGACCUAGAGGAACAGGUAGGUUCUGCCCCAAUCACACUGUAGGGUUGUGGCAACCAUAGAAUUCUAAUUACUAGAAAGGUGAAUGAACAUUCAAUUUCUAGGGUGGCAGAAUCUUUGGCUUUGAAACAUGUUGAUUUCCCUUUAAGAGACUCUGAAUAUAUAAAUUACAUGAUGUCUACAGCCAGACAUUACCGUAGCUGAUAUUCUUAUUAGACUAAUGUAGGAGCGCUUAGGCUCUCCCAUGUAAUAUACCAGGGACUUACAGGGAAUCUACGUUUAUAUACUUUGAUUCAGACCUGGGCCCCAAUCAUUUGAAUGGGUAUAGUAAGCUGAACGUAACGGCAUACACUAGGCUGCAUCUCAACUUUCUCACUGCAGUUAUAGAGGUUGUGGAAAAAAUAAGCAGAGUGAAAUAUACAUCUGUGUCUGUUCUGCAGUAUAUGCUGAUGUGGUUGCUUCAAAGUGUUUAUUGAAAUUGCAGCCAGGCACACCACCACCCAGUUCACAGUUCAUCUUAUCCUGACAAUCCAAUCAGUAGGUAUUUAUUCUUAAGUGCAUAUAUUCACCUUUUAGACCAUUGAUCUGAGGUGCAGACUUUGUUUGCCAUAUAGUAAGUGUCUCAAUCUAGGUUCUAGAGACUUCUGAUGCAUUUCCUUUAGGUCAGGGUUCGAAUUUGGCCCGCGGAUGGUUUUAUUUGGCCCCCCAAGUUUUCUGAGAAAAAAAAAACUGUAAAAACACCUGGAGACCUGCUCCAAGUGAUUUACAUUUUAGAAAUCUGGCCCUGAGAAUAGCAACAUUUUCUGUCAGACCUCCACUCCUCUAACUAAAGGUAUCCUCAGUGUGAACCAACAGGGAGGCCCUGGUCUGGAGCUGUCUGUCAUCAUACAGAAGGCAGCUUGCAUGAGACCCAGACAUCCCAACUAUUUCUUAACUCCUGGCCUCCACACAAACUUCCUUAGAAUGGUGUCUUGGUUAGGGCCCAUAAGGGUUGUUGACAGGCAGGAUGUGGUGUGGUGGGAAACUCUCUUACCCAGCAGCCCCCCAGGUCCUGGGAGACACGCUGCUGAACACUAAUUAAAACUACACGGAACAAAAAUACAAACGCAACAUUUAAAGUGUUGGUCCCGUGUUUCAUGAGCUGAAAUAAAAUAUCCCAGAAAUGUCCCACAUGCACAAAAAACCCUGGAAUGAGUAGGUGUGUCCACAUUUUUGACUGGUACUGUAUAUAAUAUAUAUAUAUAUAUAUAUAUAUAUAUAUAUAUAUAUAUAUAUUUCUUUAAUAUAUAUUUUUUCCUUUAUUAUGUUCCCCUAACCGUACCACCCCUACCCUAAUUGGAGUAAACUAAUGGACAACAACACUUAGGCUUCUACUUCCAGCUUAUACAUACUAUAUACAUUUUACAGACACAGUAUAUUUUACAAUAGUUAUCUUUUGUUUGUUUUUAGUCCCAUCCUUCAGCUCCACGCAACCCCUCCCAUCUAUCUCUGAAUUCCAUCCAGUUUUGAUUUCUAUUUGCCAUAUAUGUUUCAACUGUGCUGUGAUGUUUCACAAAAGUUCUGAACCGUUCUACUCUCAUAGAUUCUACAUAUUGUAAAUUAAAGAUAAACAUUUUUGCUGAGAGUUUUAUUAUAUUAUUGAUCGAUUGACUAUGACUUUUUAAAUCACCCAGCAGUGCUCUUUGCAGAGUUAGCUCCAGGUAAAUGUUGCAAUUCUUUAGCCAUUCCUGAACCUACGACCAAAAACAAGCUAUAUAUGGACAUUACCAAAACAAAUGAUCUAAUAAUUCUGUCUCUUCGCAGCAAAAUCUGCAGAGCUGGGAUGGUUGUAUCCCCCAUAUAUAUAUAUAUAUAUAUCAUUCUAUUGGUUGCAAGAAUUUUGUAUAAUAAUUUAAAUUGGAAAACUCAAUCCAGUGUAGUUUUGUGUAUCAGUUCAUAAACUAUGUGCCAUGGAAUCGGUACAUCGAAAAUCUCUUCCCAACUAUUUUGCAAUCUAUAUGGCACAGCUGUAAAUUUUUUGGUCCUUAGAUGAAACUGGUAUACUUUUUAAUUAAUCACAAUUUUAUUGAACCAAUUUGGUCUUUAAUGCAGGGCCGACAGACAAGUUCCUUACUUUCUCCCCCUUCCACUUGCCUCUUCCAUUUUUGCAGUAAUGCUGCAAUUAGUUGGUUGUAAUUUUGAGUAGAGCAGACAUUUCCAUAUAUUUUUGUUAGCUGCAUGUGUGACAUAAGUCCACCAGUCCUAUUUAUGAUAUAAUUUACAAAGAUUAUACCGUUUUUAAACAUUUUAAAAAUAUAUAUUGUUUUUUUUUAUCAAUUAGUCUAUUUGAGUUUAACCAUAAUAUUUGUUGUAAUAUUUGUUCUGUCUUUUCUGGUGGAUUCAACUGAAAUUGCAACCAACUUUCUAUGGCUGGUUUUAAAAAUAGCGAUAUUUUGGAGAUUAUUUAAUUUUCAAAUAACCGAAAGUGAUUGGUUGUAAUCUGAAUAAAGGGGAAAAUGCCAACAUGUGGUGAGACAUUCUUACUAAUCUAGAGAACCAGUUCGGAUUUAAGUAUAACUUUUGUAUGACUGAAGCCUUUAGUGAGAGGUCUAAUGCUUUCAUAUUUAAUAAUUUCUGCCCUCUGAAUUCAUAUUCAUUAUAUAAAUAGGCCCGAUUAAUUUUGUCUGUCUUGCCGUUCCAAAUAAAAUUGAAUAUUUUUUGCUCAUAUAAUUUAAACAUCAAGUCGCUAGGUGUAGGCAAGGCCAUAAGCAAAUAAGUAAACUGGGAUAUGACUUAAGAGUUAAUCAGGGUGAUUUUUCCACAAAUAGACAGAUAUUUUCCUUUCCACCGUAGCAAGAUCUUAUCUGUUUUGCUAACUUUCUGUUAAAAUGUAUUGUAGUGAUAUCAUUUCUUUCUUUCGGGAUAUGAAUACCGAGUAUGUCCACUUCACCAUCAGACCAUUUCAUUGGUAAACUACACGGUAAUGUAAAAGUUGUAUUUUUUAGUGAUCCAAUACGUAAUAUAGUACAUUUAUCAUAAUUAGGUUGUAAUCCAGAGAGGUUAGAAAAAGUAUCUAGAUCCUCUAUUAGGCUGUGGAGGGAUCCACAUUGUGGAUUUAAAAGAAAGCAUGAAAUCGUCAGCAUACAAUGACACCUUUGUUUUUAAGCCCUGGAUUUCUAGGCCCUUGAUAUUAUUGUUGGAUGUGAUUUUAAUAGCUAACAUUUCGAUGGCCAUAAUAAAUAGAUAUGAUGAUAGUGGACAACCUUGUUUUAACCCUCUUGACAGUUUAAUACUUUCUAAGAAGUAUCCAUUAUUUACUAUUUUACACCAAGGUUACUAUGCAUAACUUUAACCCAUUGUAUAAGAGAUUCUCCACAAUUGAAAUAUUCCAGGCAUUUACAGUGCCUUCGGAAAGUAUUCAGAUCCCUUGACUUUUUCCACAUUUUGUUACGUUACAGCCUUAUUCUAAAAUUGAUUACAUUCUUUUUUUCCCUCAUCAAUCUGAACACAAUACCCCAUAAUGACAAAGCAAAACCAGGUUUUUCAAAUUUUUUUGGCUAAUUUGUUACAAAUAAAACACUGAAAUAUCACAUUUACAUAAGUACUCAGACCCUUUACUCAGUACUUUGUUGAAGCACCUUUGGCAUCGAUUACAGCCAUGAGUCUUGAGUAUGAUGAUACAAGCUUGGCACAUCUGUAUUUGGGGAGUUUCUCCCAUUAUUCUCUGCAGAGGCUCUCAAAUCUCUGUCAGGUUGGAUGGGGAGCGUUGCUGCACAGCUAUUUUCAGUUCUCUCCAGAGAUGUUCGAUCGGGUUCAAGUCCGGGCUCUGGCUGGGCCACUCAAGGACAUUCGGAGACUUGUCCCAAAGCCACUCCUGCGUUGUCUUGGCAGUGUGCUUAGGGUCGUUGCACUGUUUGAAGGUGAACCUACGUCCUAGUCUGAGGUCCUCAGCUCUCUAUAUCAGGUUUUCAUCAAGGAUCUCUCUGUACUUUGUUCCAUUCAUCUUUGCCUCAAUCCUGACUAGUCUCCCAGUCCUUGUCGCUGAAAACAUCCCCACAGCAUGAUGCUGCCACCACCAUGCUUCACCGUAGGGAUGGUGCCAGGUUUCCUCCAGAUGUGACGCUUGACAUUCAGGCCAAAGACUUCAAUCUUGGUUUCAUCAGACCAGAUCAUCUUGUUUCAUGAUGUGAGAGUCUUUAGGUGACUUUUGACUAACUCCAAGCGGGCUGUCAUGUGCCUUUUACUGAAGAGUGGCUCCCAUCUGGCCACUCUACCAUAAAGGCCUGAUUGGUGGAGUGCUGCAGAGAUGGUUCUCCCAUCUCCACCGAGGAACUCUAGAGCUCUGUCAGAGUGACCAUUGAGUUCUUGGUCACCUCCCUGACCAAGGCCCUUCUCCAUCGAUUGCUCAGUUUGGCCGGACGGCCAGCUCUAGGAAGAGUCUUGGUGGUUCCAAACUUCUUUCAUUUAAGUAUGAUGGAGGCCACUGUGUUCUUGGGGUCCUUCAAUGCUGCAGAAAUAUUUUCGUGCCCUUCCCCAGGUCUGUGCCUCGACACAAUCCUGUCUCGGAGCUCUACGGACAAUUCCUUCGACCUCAUGGUUUUUUGGUUUUAGCUUUGACAUGCACUGUCAACUGUGGGACCUUAUAUAGACAGCUGUGUGCCUUUCCAAAUCAUGUCCAAUCAAUUGAAUUUACCACAGGUGGACUCCAAUCAAGUUGUAGAAACAUCUCAAGGAUGAUCAAUGGAAACAGGAUGCACUUAGGCUCAAUUUCGAGUCUCAUAGCAAAGGGUCUGAAUACUUAUGUAAAUAAGGUAUUUCUGUUUUUUAUAUUUAAUACGUUUGCAAACAUUUCUAAAAACUUGUUUUCGCUUUGUCAUUAUCGGGUAUUUUGUGUAGAUUGCUGAGGAAUUUAUUUUAUUUAAUCAAUUUUAGAAUAAGGCUGUAAUGUAACAAAAUGUGGAAAAAGUCAAGGGGUCUGAAUACUUUCCGAAGGCACUGUAUAUAUAAAUUCCAGUCGUACUUUAUCAAAAGCCUUUUCAAAGUCUGCUAUGAAUACCAGGCCUGGUUUCCCAGAUUUUUCUUAGUGUUAUAUUGUUUCCAGUACUUGUCUUAUAUUAUCUCCAAUGUAUCGUCCAUGUAAAAAACCUGUCUGAUUAGGAUUAAUAAUAUCCGACAAUACCUUUUUAGUUCUAUGCCCUAUGCAUUUUGCUAGAAUUUCUGCAUCACACCACUGAAGUGUAAGGGGCCUCCAAUUUUUUCAAUGGACUGGAUCUUUAUAUUUACCACUUGGGUCCUGUUUCAGUAAUAAUGAAAUAAGACCUUCUUGUUGAGUAUCUGAUAAUCUACAAUUUUUAUAGGAGUGGUUAAAACAUGCUAAUAACUGUCAUCUGAGUACAUCAAAAAAGGUUUGGUACACCUCAACUGGUAUGCCAUCCAGUCCUGGAGUUUUCCCGGACUUAAAGGCUUUAAUUGCAUCAAGAAAUUCCUCCUCUGUAAUUUGGCCUUCACAUGAGUAUUUCUGUACAGCUGUUAAUUUUACAUUAUUAAUAGGGAAAAAUUCCUUACAAUUAACUUUGGGUAGUGGAGAUGGAAGCGACUGAAACGAAAACAUAUGCUUAAAGUACUUUGCUUCCUCUUUCAAAAUAUCAUUUGGUGAAUCAUGUUUUUUUUAAAGAUAUCUAUGACCAACUGAUUCAUAUCUGUAUUCCCAGCCAUGUGAAAUCCAUAGAUUAGGGCCUAAUGAAUUUAUUUCUUAUAUGAACUGUAACUCAGUUAAAUCUUUGAAAUUGUUGCAUGUUGCGUUUAUAUUUUUGUCAUUUCAUCGUGGAUAAUUGGGUAAUAUUUGGUUGAGACGUUGAUCUGUGAGAUUACAACCUAUAUUCACAGACUCAAAAAGACAGCCACAAGUUAGUUACAUUUCUAAUGUCUUAUCACUAUGCUUACAACCAUCUAAAAACAACCAAAUUCCAAUGAAAAAACAAUGUCUAUUUUUUGGUUUAGUUGUCACCCAAAUGUCUAUCACUGCGCUUUCAACCAUUUAAAACCAUGGCAAAGUUCAAAUGGGAAUACAAUGUCAGAUAUUUUGUUUAGUUAUACAAUAUAUUGAUGUGUUAUUACUAUGAUUUUCUCUGUUAGCACAACCAAAUGACCUGGAUUGCAGUUGAGAUUACAUUAAAAGCAGAGCCGGCGACCAGAAGGAAUCAGUUGGAUGGGCAUUUGAUUUACAUAGGGGGGCAAGUUUUCACGUGCACUAUUUAUUUUAAUGGGUUUUAUAGUAAAGACAUGUCAUUUAACCUUUUUUUAGGUGAGGGAGCGCCACAUUAAUUUUUUUAAUUAGGUCAUAAUUUCUCAAUCAAGUUUGUACCGACAGAUGUAGCCUAUUGACUAUCAUUGUAGAAUAGGCCUAGAUAGCAUAGAAUGUAUCCUCCAAUUGUAACGUCUGUCUAUGCCCACACAUAUUGUCUCAAGAACAUUUUCUAUUUUUAAUACCCUCAGAGACCAAGUUAGGCAUACCUUCUUUCAACAUAGGCCAUCAUCUCUGUCAAUUGUGAAUGAUAAAUCUUCACGUUUUAUCGUGUAAAAUGUCUAAACUGCAUGCCAGUUUUUUUUUAUCUCAAUCAGUUUCAUGGGAAUAUGCGUUUAGAUCUUCUUGAAUUACUGUUUCGUGAGCGAAUUAAAGCAGAUGGUGUCAACAAACUAUUAGUCUUUCUUGUAUGCAUAUUUUGUUUCAAUCAAAGUAUACUGUAUAUCCUGCCUAGUGGCGUAAGCUGUUGAGUUUUGGCCGCAUGACCUUUUUUUUUUUACUUCAGCUUCAGAUAAGAAAUGACUGAGGAGGUGUUUUUGGUGUAACAUAUUUUAUAGGCCUACUACUAUGCUAUUAUAUUCUGUUAUGUUAUGUAAAAUACUAAUGAAUCAUUAUGUGAUUUUGCGAGGCAAUGAUUCAGCUUUGAUCUAACUUUACUAAACGAGCACCAUUGUGAGAAGUGAUAGUCUUUUAUUUGUAAUAAUAAUUAUAAUCAUAUGUGAUGAGUAGGACUAUUAGGUGUAGGCAACAGAACUUGAUAAGGGUUAUUUUAAGCAAUUUGAGCGCCCUUUGAAACAUGGGGCUGAAAGGACAGCUCCCUAACCAAGUUGGUUACAUAUCGUUCUGGGUUCCACUGCUUAAGAGGGGGACCCAGAACCGGUGCCCCCGCACAUUGACUCGGUACUGGUACCCCCUGUAUAUAGCCUCGCUAUUGUUAUUUUUACUGCUGCUCUUUAAUUAUUUGUUACUUUUAUUUCGUAUUUUUUUAUAUUGUAUUUUUUUGUGAUUUCUUUUUUUGUAUUCUUUCUUAAAACUGCAUUGUUGGUUAAGGGCUUGUAAGUAACCAUUUCACUGUAAGGUCUACACCUGUUGUAUUCGGCGCAUGUGACAAAUACAAUUUGAUUUGAUUUGACCGUGGAGUUUUAUGAACAUCAAGGCAGACGCGCAGUGAAUUUGGAUGCUAGAUCUCAUUGGUGUGAUGCUAAGGUUCAUGCGGUGGAUCAGUUUGCCUGCAUAUGCAAUAGAGGUAGGACUUUUCUGUAAGCUUAGCACUCGGACAGUAGGGCGAGUUCAAGUGCGUCGUACAUGAGCCCCAAGUCCAUAACAAACUGUUUUGAGGACAGCUGUUUUAGCAAGCCCUGGUAGAGUUUUUAUGUCUGUGGCUGUUCUUGUUACAUUGGAUUUGGCCCACUCGAAGUGGUCAACCCUCUGACCGACGGGCCUCUGCACACACAUCUACAGUUAUUCAUCAUCUGCGCCACUGCCAGAGAGAGAGAGAAGGCUGGGAAGAAAGCACCAUUUACCUACCCAUAGGCUGCUACAGCUUACAUAUUUAUUUAGUUUGUCAUUCUAUCGUUUUCAUAACAUUUUAGUAGCAAUUAAAUCAUUAUAAAAGAACAGACACUAAUGUACUGUUAAACCAAAGGUUAUUUGGAAUUUACGGUAACAUAUGUACCUUUUUUUACAGUAACGUACAGAUAACUGGCUGCAGCAAGGUUAUUUCCAGUCAUAAAAAGGGACUGGGUAAACGAGAGGAGAGACUGCUGCUUUGUCACCCGUUUAGUUUUCACGUUUUCUACCAUUUAAGGUUUUCACUGCAUCCUCCCGUGCCAACGAGUGAUUUAAACAUCAACAGAUUAAUGAAGUCCGGCCCCAAAACCAGCUCUUCGAGCCAACAAUCAAUCACAAAGUCCCCUCUGAUUCUCUCUGUAACUAUUGCCUUGUAUAGAAUUGCUUUGUGUUGCAUUUUUCUGCUGCACUGUAGAAUAUAGUUUGGAUUUAUUAUUGGAGGUAUAGGCCUAGAGAUAAGUGUUUCAGAUUCAGGCUGAUAAAGAACAAGGCCAUUAAAAUGAUUUCCCUGGCAAUCCAUUUGUAUUAGUAUUUUCAGUAGCUAUUUAAACAAUGACCUGUUAUAACCAGGGCUUAAGUAAGCUUGGCGAGCGCUGGGAAAACACACUAUACCGCUCCAACACAUUGUUUAUUUGUAGGGCCAAUGUAAUGGUCCUGUUUGCCUGCCUCACUCUCCAGUCUCCACUUAUCCGAUUUUUUUAUUUCAAGGCGGUAAUGUUGAUUCGUGAAGCAUGAAAGAGCCAUCUUUGCUGAUUUCCUGUGGUAAUCACUCCAGGUCUUGUCAGGAUUUGUAGGCCUCCAUUGUAGUCCACUACUUACUCUCAUGAUUGUGGUUUUGUCCAUUAGGCACCAAAAGGAAGCAAAUGGACUGAAACAGGGAGUGACUACCUGGACUUGUCCAAUAAGAGCACUCAUUUACGUUUUCUGUUGCAACGCGUUUUAAAACAUUUUCGGUUUCAUGCCUUAAUGAACCUGAUCCAUGUUUCUGGAGUGAUUCAGCCACAUGCCUCAGAUGAAAAGCCAGACGUGUUGCCUGGGUGGCAGAGACAGCAACCAGUGUUAAUGUUUAACCACAGUGUGAAUGCCUCACUUCUAAGAUGAGAGCAGAAUGCAAAAAAAAAAAGAAAAAUCGUCAUCAAUAUCAAGGACCUGAAUAGUAAUAUUUUCCCUUGGUGGUUGCAACUGCUCAAAUAACAGAGAUAAUAUUUGUAUAAAGGGGUGACUAAACAUAGCAACGGUCAUCGAAAUUGUUAAAAGGUUUUAAAGACAAUUCUAAUACAUGCAACAGUUGGACAAUGGAUGAACUUUUUGAAUUUUUACAAUCCAAUAGAUAUUGACUUAAUUAUAGCACAUAAAACAUUUUACUGGCACAGACUAAUGAAUGGAGUUCAGGGGUUUCUGUGGGAAUUCAGUUAUUCAAUUUAUUGUCAAAUUGCACCUUUUUCUUCUUAGAACGCACUCAUAUAUACAUUUUGUUAUUGUAUCAGGUAUUUCUUUUAAAUAUUUUGUGUUAAAAUAAAGGAAUUAAUAUAAUGUAUACCUCAUUUUCAUAAAUACACCUGCUAUAUUUGCAUCUAUAAAUUAAUUAACAUAAAGGGAUGGAACAGGGCUGCAACCACCAAACACUUGCUCUAUUGUUGUCACGUUCUCUCGCAUAAUUCAACAAGUGUGUCAAUAGCAGGAUACCCUCAGAUUAAAAAUCAACACGCUUGGCUCUAGAUUACACCUAUCUAAACAUACUUUACAUUGUUUGCGAGAUCAGACAUAAUAUCACUAUAAUCAUGUGUUCAUUUUUGGAAGUUGAUUUCAUUUCAGUGCAUCUAAUUUGUAAACAUUUCAACUGUAUUAACUUAUUUUAAAAAAUCAAUUCCACAAAAAUUAACACCCAUCAAAAUAAAGUGUCGUAAGUGUUAGCGUUCUUAUAGAUUCAACGAUAAGACAAUGUAUUCCACUGACCACAUUUCACCCAUUACCGGGGUGUGUUUGACAGGUCAUUACAAACAUUUCCGCGCUCGUAACGUGAACGGGAAAAAAACGUCAGGCACAAGCAAGAGUAUGAAAGAGUCACAGGAGUAAAAUGAAAGCAAUCAAUCCAGCGAGAUUUAAAUGACAAGUGGAUUUUGCACCCCUCAAACACAGGAAAUAGAUAACUGAAAAAGACAGAUCCUCAGGUGGGCGGGGAAUGCGCAUUGCUACUAAGUAAGCAUCCUGGUCUUGACUGUGUUUUUAAUGAGUGCUGUUUGCUGAUGAGAAUGGUAAAGCAGGCACAGUAAUAGGUGCAUGUGGAGUUGUUUAACUGGAACGAUGGCAUAAGGGUGAGCUUAUUAGGGGAGAUACUAUAGUUGAUCAUUGCUUUUCUUUCUGCUUGCUCUCCUUGUGAGAUGAUUCACAUGUUAUUACACUGAUAUAGUAUGUAUAGGAUCUACACCACUUGAAUAAACAGAAGGAACAGAUGUUUGAUAUUUGGUUUCCCUCAGCUCCAGACGGACGCGGAGAAGCACUCAGCCGUCGAGCAGAACUCUGUGUGGUCCGGCAGCGACGAGGUCAAGAGGUCAGACGGGGGCUCGGACAGCGGGUUCAAAAUGGAGUCGGGCUCCAAGUGGUGCCACCACCCCUCAGACAUGUCGGACGAGUCUGACAGGAGCUCCUCGGGCCGCAAAACGCCUUCCAUGGCUCACACUGGCUCCUGGAGGCGGGGCAUGAGCACCCAGGUGGGCAUGACCUCGCCCAGGACCAAGGCACCUGUCACGCCAGUCUGUGGCACGCUGAAGACCCAUGGGACAGGUACUUUACAUGCAGAGUAGAGCCAUGUUGUGUCUUGUCUGGAGUCCAACAGCCACAGUGUCUAUGUAUUGUUCUCUAUCAGUCUGAACUGCUUGGGUUCCUGUAGCAUGUGAUAAGGCAGCCAGCAGUCAACCACAGAGAGGUUUUAUCUGGUGAGAUCAGGGCUCAGGUUGCCAGGUGAUAAAACCACUCUCCGGGGAGGCGUUUGAAGAUUUGGUGAUCUCUUACCUUUUAUAUUGAAAUGGUAGAUAGAGAGGCCUUUGAGUUGAAACAUGUUGGAACUCAGCAGGAUGUCUGAUGCUACUGUACUGUUGAGUGAAUGUGCUUGGUCCAUGGUUGACAGACUGUGUCAUGUCUCCACCCACAGGUAAAACGGAUGACGCCAAGGUGUCUGAGAAGGGCCAGCAUUAUCUCUCGCCCCGGGCCAACAGCAGCAUGCAGCGCUCCCCAUCAGACACGGGCCGCAGCAGUGGAGACGAGGCCAAGAAGCCCCCCUCCUCCUCCAGCCGCACCCCCACCACCAACACGUUUGGCUUCAAGAAGCAUGCUGGAGGAGGUAUGACCAUGGUGACAGCCAGCGGAGUCACCAUCACCAGUGGCUCCGCCACCCUGGGGAAGAUCCCCAAGUCAGUGCAGCUCCACGGGGGUCGAGGCCUUGGUCGCCAGGCCAGUGUGGAUGAUGGCUACCUGCCUGUGAGCUCCCACUCCACCCUGCAGUACCGCAGCCUCCCCCGGCCCAGCAGAGCCUCUGGUGGGGGCCGCAGCACCAGCAUCGACUCCAACCUCAGCUCCAGGUCCAACACGCACCACGGCCCCAAAAGCCGCAGCCAAGUCCCCAAGCCCAGCGCCGGUGGCAUCCCCCUACCUGGCUCGGGAUCCAACCAGACAGACAAGGAGAAGGGGGUGUCCUCUGAAGCCAGUCCCAUGGCCCAGGGCUCAGCAACUCUGCCCCCUCAGGGAGCCAGGCAGCCAGGGGGAAAGUACCCAGACAUCUCCUCCCCUACCCUGCGCAGGUGAGCCCACCACCUCCAUACUACAGUCUACUUACAGUACACCAACCACCAGCCAUCAGGGGCUGUCUUACACUAACAGUCGAUGAGUCUGAUAGCUCCUUCCUCCAGCCCUGAAAGCACUACCACACCAGCCUGCUUGUUUCAAGGGGUGAUGUAUUCAGGCACAGUGCAAACGGAUUUGAGUUGGUAUACUCAUCAUAUCAGUAUUAUAAAUUAGUAACAUGAAAGAACAUUUAGAGAGCCCUUAUCAGGGUUUCAUUACGUUUUUUGCCCAUGACUUGUGUGAGUGACAUAAAAGGCUUGGUUUAUCACUAGGCAUAGGGCCUCUCUUCCCUUGUGGCCUGUAAAAUAAUGUCCUAUCAGUGGUCAUUAAAAGCAGGGUGACAGAGCCCAGACAUGACCAGUGUUUUCUCUAGCUCGAACCCAGUACUGGGCUGCCUGGUGUUGCUUUAACUGCUGCUGCUUGGACUUAUCUGACUAAUCGCCUGAUGAGGUAAUGAGAAAAUAGAGCAGGUGUUUUCCCUCAGUGGUCUGAGUCUCCCUUCUCAUUUAACCCUUGUUUAUUUCAUGUUGUCAAAACGAAUACGGUGUCUGUGGCACACGCUUUACAUCCUUCUUUAAUUCAUGUAAAUGACAUGUUGAUAAAAAGCCACGGUAGAAGAUGUAUGAUAGCUGCUCACACGGAUGCCCAAACCGGACCAGCGAAUUAGAGAGAGAGAUUUAUUUGUCUUGUGAUUAUACCAUGAAGUAGGCAUUGUGUUCCCGUGGCAACGUUAUGAUAUGUAUAUGUUUCGCUUCUCUUUGCAUUAAACAGUUUUUUCAUCACAAAUUCCUUCAACAAUUCCCUACUUAAACCCAUGUACCGCAUAAUUCUCCUGUCACUCUUCUCCACUCCUCUCUCCGGUGCCAUCCAGACUGUUCGGAGGCAAGCAGCCUAAGCAGCAGGCCCCAGUCACCACCGCAGAGAAUAUGAAGAACUCCACCGUCAUCUCCAACCCCCACGCCAACUCUGGCCAGCAAGUCGGCGCUCUGGACUCCCCUUCGGCCAGUAGUGGGGGCAGUAGCCCUCUGUAUGGGGGUGGAGGUCGCCUGGGUGUGGAGGCCCACUCCCUCUCCCCCCUGGCCUCCAGCCCCGGCUCAGCCCUGUCCACCCCUUCCCACAGCCUGGCCUGGAGCAGCACUCUGAGCCCCGGCUUCCCCUCCCUCAGCAGCCUUGCCACCAGCAGCGAGUCCAUCGACGUGUCCCUGGGCAGCGGUGGCCACGGACACCACGGCCAUGGUCAUGACACACUGCCAGCCUGCGUCAGGAACAAUGGCAUCAAAACGGGAUUCUCAGAAAGGUAGGAGCUGUUUUUUUUUUUUUAGGAACGGCCAGGUGUGGCUAUGUGUUUUAAUAUCUACUACAAGCUCCCCUCCCUUUUCCUCCCUUUGUAUCUCGACCUUUAAACUGUUGUGUGCAUGAGGUUAACAGAAGUGUUUGAGUGGCCGUAUUGAUGAUAUAGGAGAUGAUAGGAGACUGACUCCAAGCAGGUGUUGGUGGGAUGAAAGCAUGGAUUCUAUCAUGACUGAUGAUCUCUCUGUUUCCCCCUUCUCUUGGUGCUGCUCCUCUCUCUGUUUUGUCUACCCCUACCUCCUAACCCCCCUUCUCCCUACCCCCUAGUCUUAGCCCCCUCUCCUCUCCCUCGGCUAGUCCCAAAUUCAGCCGAAACACUUUACCCCGGAAGCAGGAGAGGUAAAUGUGUCUAUAUGGAGUUAGGCUUGCUUGAUAUUGAAACAGCUGCCUGUGUGUAGUGUACUGUGUUGUGAAGUGAAGUGACCGUUGGAUGUUUUCACAGCAUGCAUAGUGCCAUCUGCUGGCUAAACUAGGAAGGGCAGGGCUGUAGUCUGAAGCCUAAUCUUGAGAUGUACAUCAAAUCAUAUAGUACACCACAGCUAUGAUGCUUCUAUAGAUAAGAGAUCAGUUAUCUGAAGCUGUGUCCUGUCUCUAUAUGUUCAGAAUGGCCACACACCUACCUGCACCAACACAGGAAUUGCCCCAGUGAUUAGAUAUAUAUUACACCUGUUUUUUUUACUUAAACAACUCCCAAAAUACAUUUACAUUUUACAUCUUAGUCAUUUAGCAGACGCUCUUAUCCAGAGCAACUUACAGUUAGUGAGUGCAUACAUUUUUUCAUACCUCUCCGUAAGUCACCAUUUCCUUGAGCAAUUUACUCAGGAAAAAAAAGAUUGAGAAAAAAACAAGCAAUCAAGUAUUGUUUUCAUGAAGGUACAUUGACUUGCAACUUCCACCUGUAUCAUAUAUGAUGCAUGAUCCCCUGCUCUGUGAUGUUGUAGACCAUGUUGUGAUUGUACUAAAUGCACAUUAUCAGACAGCCUUGAUGUUAUCCAUGUGCCUCCCUGUCCAUCAACAACAUAGGUCAUUAUAUCUGUGCAGAUAGUGACUUGCAACAUUCACACAUAGAUGUGGAUGUGAGAGGGCUUUUCAGCAUCUCCCAUCUCUCUCCAGGUAUGGCCACCUGCCCCAGCUGCGUAGUCAUGACGACCCCCGGGACUGGCUGCGUUCCCACUCUGCGGGAGGUCUUCAGGAGUCUGCCGGCAGCUCACCCUUCUCCCCCGCUUCUAGCCUCACCUCGCCCUCCGGAGCCCGCUUCAACUUCUCCCAGCUUGGUAGGUGUAGCCUCAUCCAUCUGUACUCAUCACUAUGAUAAGCAUUGUAGGAGCAGUGAUAGUCAUCUCUGCACCCAUAACUAAAUAUUGUGUGCAUGCUGGCUUAAUGUUUCAUCUCUUUCAAGAGACUACAGUGAUAUUAGUGGUGAUGUAAGGAAAGGUAGUAGUGAUUAUAUAUAUUAUGUUGUAUUUCACUCUUACUUUCCACUGAGUGAAGAGUGACAGACAGAAGACAAACAUAUCUGAUCAAUGCCCUCUGUCCAUGUCUGUUUUUAAGAUAACCUUUGACCUGUGUUAUGUAACGGAUGUGUCCCAGCAGGCAGCCCUACCACAGCUGCCCAGAUCAACCUGGCGAACCUCCGCAGCGGCCUGGCCAAUCAGGAAGGGCCGUACGACCCGUACAGUGACCGCCUGAGGAACUCGUCCAUGUCUCUGGAGGAGAAGAGUCGCACCAUGAGCAGCUCUGGGUCCUUCAGAGAAGGACUAGAGGAGGGUAAGACAGACUGA